This is a messenger RNA of Dothidotthia symphoricarpi CBS 119687, 1123 nucleotides long. RefSeq lists its product as uncharacterized. Lineage: Eukaryota; Fungi; Ascomycota; Dothideomycetes; Pleosporales; Dothidotthiaceae. The record is from RefSeq and is a predicted model, not a curated record. The transcript has a single exon. Bases 102 to 836 code for a protein of 244 amino acids.
CACGAAAGAGGUCAAGAACCCGCGUAAGAAAACAGAAUGAGGAAAGGGGGCGGCAGCACAAAAGCAGCGAAAGCGCUUCUUGAGGUCUGUAAGGAUCACUUAUGACCUUCGCGGUGCGAGUAAAACAAGCAUCAACCGACACCAAAACUACAUCACGCGUCACGACAAUGCCAUCCCUCCUCAAGAAACUCAUCUACGGUAAAAAGCUCUCAAACCCUUACGCCGACCCCUACCACCCAAGCCAUACACACACCUCAGACCCAAAGGCCUCCUCAACGUCAGGCAUAUACGCUCAACCACCAGAGCACCUCUCAAAUCACGGCCAUGCUAAGAGUUUUCCGUCAUCUACGCGUGUGGUCGCACCUCCACAAGGCUCAAAGAACUCCCUUGCCGAGGCACGAGCGAUAGCUGGCCGCGACCCGGUGACCGGCCAGCGCGUCCCACCACAACAAUUCGCAAGUUAUGUCGCGGCAAGCGGCACUACGAUAUCGUCAACACCACUGGGGAAUUCGCAACCGGGUGGGCAUGUGCAGGCGCGGGACGGGCCGAAUCUAUGGUGUACCGUUAACAUUUUGGGGAAUCCGUAUUUGAAUGGUGGGGCGGCAGCCAUGAGUCGGGAUUUAAGAGGUGGUGGUGUGGGUGACGAUAGCAGGGUGGAUCAUGCGGGGAUCUUUGUACAGAAUGAGGGGGAGAGGACGGUGAAUAGACAUGAUGUCGACGUGAGAGGGAAGGAGGAAGAGAUGAGUAGAGCAGCCACGGGUGGGACGAACACGGAGUUUUAUGCACCGGAAAGGCCGAUGAUAAGUGAGUUCUAUUCAGGCGGUAUCAGGGAUUAAUUGGUGUUUUGAUUGAUUCGUUAUGGAUACUUAUGUAUUACAAUCUUGUCUUUAUGUUCUGAUGGAUGGUAAUGAACCACAUUCGUUUUGGAUGUCACCAAGGUCCCGGGCGAUGUUUCCAGAACUUUUUCGCCUGCCUAACUCUGACUCAGGCACGGGAAGUGAAUGAGGCGAUUGAGGUUCCCGAGGCUGAUCACAAUCCUCAGUCUUAUCACAAUCUUCUGAGAUUUUCAACAUUUUCUGUUGGACUAAGUCAAGAAGGUCGCAGAAAAGUUUAGUAAAAUGGC